Messenger RNA from Penicillium vulpinum, 1125 nucleotides. Its product is annotated as FTR1 family protein. The transcript has 4 exons. The record is from RefSeq and is a predicted model, not a curated record. Gene Ontology annotation, cellular component: high-affinity iron permease complex; plasma membrane. Gene Ontology annotation, biological process: iron ion transmembrane transport. Lineage: Eukaryota; Fungi; Ascomycota; Eurotiomycetes; Eurotiales; Aspergillaceae. Gene Ontology annotation, molecular function: ferrous iron transmembrane transporter activity. Bases 1 to 1125 code for a protein of 374 amino acids.
AUGGGUGAAAAUCGGGUUUUCGCUGUCACUGUGUUUUUUAUUUGUUUUCGAGAAUGUCUCGAGACAACAGUGGUUGUGUCGGUUCUACUGGCUUUCUUGAAGCAGACCCUCUAUGAGAGUGAUCGCUCGACAUAUAGAAAACUAGUGAAACAAGUCUGGCUAGGGUGCGGCUUAGGCCUAUUUAUUUGUCUUGCAGUCGGCGCAGGCAUGAUUGGUGCUUUUUACGGACUUGGAACAGACACUUUCUCCGGCACUGAGGAUAUUUGGGAAGGCGUGCUGGGAAUUAUUGCGGCACUCAUCAUCACUAUUAUGGGAGCUGCCCUUCUGCGCGUGUCUAAGCUUCAAGAUAAAUGGCGUGUCAAGCUUGCCAAGGCUCUCUCACACGAGCGUGAUCCUAAUGAGACCAGAAAGGGUCGCUUUAAGAGAUGGAUGGAGAAAUACGCUAUGUUUAUCCUUCCAUUUAUCACGGUCCUCCGUGAGGGUCUCGAGUGCGUUGUCUAUGUCGGUGGCGUUGGGUUAGGGCUUCCUGCCACUUCUUUCCCUUUGGCCGUCUUUUGCGGCCUUUUGGCCGGUGCCGCAGUGGGCUAUGUUAUCUACCGAGGUGGACGACAAACUUCGAUGCAGAUAUUCUUGAUUAUCUCCACUUGCUUCCUUUAUCUCGUUGCUGCCGGUCUUUUCUCGCGUGGUGUCUGGUUCUUGGAGAACAACACCUGGAACCACAUCAUCGGAGGUGACGCGGCCGAGACUGGCUCUGGUGCAGGGUCCUACGACAUCCGAAAGAGUGUCUGGCACGUCAACUGCUGCAACCCGCUGAUAGGAGGUGGCGGUGGUUGGGGCAUCUUCAAUGCGCUUUUUGGUUGGACCAAUUCUGCUGAUUACGGCUCCGUGCUUGCAUACAACUUCUACUGGAUCUCUGUCAUGGUUGGUUACGCGCUGAUGUUCUACCGUGAGAAGCGUGGAGCUAUUCCUAUCAUCGAUCCGGCUAUAAACGGCGUUGCAAGAGCCAAGGCCAGGGCUAGGGCCUUUGUUCUGCGCCGACCCUAUGAAGAUCCGGUGACACCUGUUGAGAUAACACCGGUUCCCGUUCGGGAGAAGCAUGCAGAGACUGGCGUCCUGGCUCUUUAG